Molecule: messenger RNA, 3600 nt
Organism: Phyllotreta striolata
Lineage: Eukaryota; Metazoa; Arthropoda; Insecta; Coleoptera; Chrysomelidae
Source: the annotation of a GenBank genome assembly
AUGAAACAUAGCUGUUUCAGCCGUUAUGAGUCGGAAUAUGGGUCACUAGUAAUAGUAACAAUAAUAAUAAACGCGUUUAUUCUACUCAUGGUGAACGAAUUUUUGGUGGUUUAUUUUGCAGAUAAAAUGGAUCUGAAUUUCGUGCUGAAUACGCUACUGAAAAUCCUGGUCGCGACGCCGGGUUUACUGUUAUUGUGGACGGUACCGGGCGCGUACGGCGCUGCUCUCUUAGGAAGCGGUUCCGCUAGGAAUUUAACCGACGUUUCAGCGCCUUAUUACGAUUACGAGCUCACCGACAGCCAGGAAUUGGAGCAGGAGCAGAAGUUCGACCAGGAGAGGAUCCCCGAUCCCUCGCCGCUGGUGUUGCCCGGCUACAACCUGCCCGAGAACAUCUUCAACCGCGGCAAACCGUUCUACGUGGAGAAGGACCCGCUGACGGGCGAGGUGGACUUCUCGAAGCCGUCGAUGGCCGAUCGAAUGGACGAGGAGGCCGCGUACGAGGACUACGAGGACCCCGCCGACGGGGGUUUGUACGAUAAGGCGAAUAUUGACAGGAAAGACGGUAGUAUAAGCGGCCACAGGCCGAGCGACGUCAAUCAAUUGGUGCCGAAUUUCCACGAUUUCUUGAACCUGCCGGUGAAAUACAACUCGGCUAAGUACGUGUACCCUUUGAUAUCGAGCUCGUACGCGAGCACCAAGUACCAGGGCAGCGUGAACAAGUUCCACAAUCACAAGAACUACCCGUCGAAGGUGACUACCAAAAAACCGCUCGUCAGUCCGACUUAUUACACCACCGAGAAGUACUUUAAAGUGACCUACUCGACCACCACGCCGAGUACUACAACCACGCAACGAGCCACCACCACCACCACGACUAAAAGACCCGAGACCACUAGAAUCGUGAACUUGCUCAACACCGGCAUGGGCGUGGGACUCUCCGAAGAAUUCGACUACUUCGAUACCACCACCGCCACCACCAGGAAAACCACGACAACGACCAAACGCGCGCCGACCACCACCAAACCGCCUUCUACCACCACCACGAAAAAAGUGAUGAGCCUUUUCGAGCAGCUAUUCGGCGACUACGACGAUACAGUCGCCACCACCAGCACCACUACCAGCACUAGCACCGCUUCGACUACACCCAGCACUACUCGCAGCACCGCAACGCCUCCAACGGAACCGGACGUCAGCUACGAAUACGAAGACAUCGGCGAUAAUAUAGCAGUCGAAAGCAAACCACUACCUACAACAAUCGAUAACCAUCGCACCAAAAACACCACGCAACCAAUCAAACCCACCAACAACACCGACUACUACGAUUACCCGGAAGAUCUAACAACAACAACAACUACUACUACUACUAGCACCACUACUAGUACGCCGAUCGUGCGAGUAACGUCUCUGCCGUUGGGCGAAAACCACCUGACGACCUCCGGCUACGACCCGUACAAGCGCCACGACGCCAUCAUCGUGGCCACGCAGAACCUGCGCGGGAAACUCGAAGGCGAAAAGGUGCGGCCGAGGCCGUUCGAGAAGCCGGCCAGCGCGAACAACGUCCGCAUAGCGCCCGGCCAGAACACGGCGUCGUUCGUGCUGGGCGACCGGCAGACGGUGUACGGCGGCCCGUCGAAGGAGAGCCCCUACGACAGCAACCCCUUCAGGCCGUACUACGGCGCCGAUAAGGGGGAGAACGAGAAGGAGAUCACGUUGCAGGGGACGCUGUCGUUCCCCGAGCAGGUGGGCAGCGCGGUCACCAUACAGCCGCAGAGGAACUCCGAGGCGUCGCUGGCUAUCGGGGUGCCCGUUAACGAUGUCAACAAGCAGAUACCCGGACAGGUUAUGGAUGAGAAAUUGGACAUCGACGGGAUGCAAGGGUCCUCCGUGAAAGUGAGCGGCGGUAAAGUCGUUUUUCCGGCGGAUAAACCGCCGGAGUAUCAAGAUUUGUUACCGCCGCCCGUCGUGCAACCGAACAGGGAAGUGCAACAGAACAGGGAGGUGUUGCAGUUGAAUUCCAAACCGAUGUACCAUCAACUGCCCAGUGAUUUAACACCGCCUAAAGAGCAAGAGGUGGUGCACAAGAGACCUAUUAGACCUCCGUGGGAUCCCAGACCUGGCCAUUUCUACAGCGGCAAUCCGGAGUACAAUCGACCGCCCCGCCCUCACACGGACGUCGCCUACAAACGCAUCGACAAUCUACCGAACAUUCUACCCCAAUUCCGACCGAACACCAACGUGAACAAGCAGCCACAAUCGCCCCUAUUCUACGACAAGAGAUUGAACAGGCAACCCUUGCUCGACAGACCCUCUAACAGACCCAUGAACUUCUACGAGAAACUCCACCCGCCGCCGCCGCCUCCCCCGCCGUACGUCAUCCACAAGAACCUCCAGGCGCUGAGGAAGAACGGCCCGCCGCCCAAGCAAACCCUCGACGACGGCCCGGGCGAAGGCGACCAAUCGGCCCUCUACCAAACGCCCCCGCAACUGAAGAUAGCCAACAGGCGGAGCGACGCCGACGUCGCCGAGGUGGAGACGCUGCAAAUGAUCCAAGCCAAGACGUCGGAGAAGAAGAGCAACAAGGACGCCGACACCAGCGCCAUGGUAUCGCAGGUGAUGAACGUGCAGGCCGACGACGAAGCGGACGCCAUCGACAAGACCAUCUACAAGGUGUACCCGGUGAAUUCGGCGCCCAUCAAGCUCGACGUCAUCGACGACGGCGACAAAAAGGAGGCCGUCGUUAUAGGUACGCGAUCGGAGCGUCCUCUGCCGCCUUCGAAGAUCAACCAAGACUUCGAUCUGCUGUUCGACUCCAAGGACCGGAACGACGAUCCGAUUCUGAAGCCGCACAAGGUGGCGACGUUCCCCGUCCGAUCGGACUUCCCGUACCCGCUGGAACGGCCGGGCGCCGAGCCGGGCAUCAACCUGCCCGCCGUGCCGGACGCGCCAUCCAAGACCGGCAACGACCUCGGCGAGCUGGAUUACUUCUCGAACAACCCCUGGGGCAACGCGGGCGAGAACUACGAAUCCAGAAUCGUCAAUGGAAACCUCAAUAAGAUCUCAGGUCCUAACCAGAUAUCGGUAACGCUGAGAACCAACUCGGAUAAACCCAUAGCGGUGGCGUACACUCCCACGGAGCCCAAUUUGAACGCCGAUAAGUACUCGAUGCCGAACUACGGCAGCCCCGUCAUCCCCGAGAUAAGACCCGGGGAUUCCAACAAGCUCUUCACCGUGGGCGCGGUGAUGCACGCGCACCACCCGGCGCCCGGCAAAGGCGCCGUCGGCACCGUGGAGAACGUGCAGCAUCGCCUGGAGCCGGUUUCCAACCAUCGCAACGAACUCGACGCGCCCAACUACCCUAAAUUGGAUUUCGAAGCGCCCUUCCAGAUCGAGAACGCCAACCAGGGGUGGUCGGUGGUGAAGCCGAAGAACGUGACUACGACGGAGGCGCCCGAGGCGACGACGGUGUCGUACGCGACCACGGGGGAGUUCGACAUAGAGAACUUCAAGCCGCAGCUGGAGGGCGGCUUCAAGCCCAUCUUCAAUUUCCCCGAUGACGAUAAGAAGUUCGUCGAGACGAAAAUCAACGAUAGGGAGGAGUGA